Mycena indigotica is the source of this 771-nucleotide messenger RNA. Its product is annotated as 40S ribosomal protein S1. The coding region runs from base 1 to 771 and encodes 256 amino acids. The transcript has 5 exons. Lineage: Eukaryota; Fungi; Basidiomycota; Agaricomycetes; Agaricales; Mycenaceae. Gene Ontology annotation, cellular component: ribosome; cytosol. Gene Ontology annotation, biological process: translation. The record is from RefSeq and is a predicted model, not a curated record. Gene Ontology annotation, molecular function: structural constituent of ribosome.
AUGGCUGUCGGUAAAAACAAGCGCCUAUCCAAGGGCAAGAAGGGUAUCAAGAAAAAGGUCGUUGACCCCUUCUCCCGAAAGGAGUGGUACGACAUCAAAGCCCCGUCCAUCUUCGAGGUUCGCAAUGUCGGCAAGACCCUUGUGAAUCGCUCACAGGGCUUGAAAAACGCCAACGAUUCGCUUAAGGGCCGUAUCGUUGAGGUGUCGCUGGCAGACCUCAACAAGGACGAAGAGCAGUCAUUCCGCAAAAUCAAACUACGUGUCGAUGAAGUGCAGGGCAAGAACUGCCUGACCAACUUCCACGGCAUGGACUUCACUUCCGACAAACUCCGUUCGCUUGUCCGUAAAUGGCAAACCCUCAUCGAGGCCCACGUCGACGUAAAGACGACCGAUGGUUACCUCCUCCGUCUCUUUGCCAUUGGCUUCACGAAACGCCGUCAAUCACAAGUGCGAAAGACGACGUACGCUCAGUCAUCGCAAAUCCGAGAAAUCCGGAAGAAAAUGUUCGAGAUCAUGACCCGCGAGGCUACUUCGUGCGACCUGAAGGAAUUGGUUCAGAAGUUUGUGCCAGAGGCUAUUGGCCGUGAGAUCGAGAAGGCUGCACGGAGUAUCUACCCCCUCCAAAACGUCUACGUUCGCAAGGCAAAGAUCCUCAAAGCCCCCAAAUUCGAUGUCUCGAAACUUAUGGAGCUGCAUGGGGAGACAACGGACGAGACGGGUACACGUGUGGCCAAGGACUUCAAGGAGCCGGAGGUUCUUGCGUCGGUAUAA